Messenger RNA from Balaenoptera acutorostrata (minke whale), 4711 nucleotides. It is a transcript of the gene EPB41L2, whose product is annotated as erythrocyte membrane protein band 4.1 like 2. Gene Ontology annotation, molecular function: actin binding; structural molecule activity. The coding region runs from base 327 to 3437 and encodes 1036 amino acids. The record is from RefSeq and is a predicted model, not a curated record. Gene Ontology annotation, cellular component: cytoskeleton; plasma membrane. Gene Ontology annotation, biological process: cortical actin cytoskeleton organization. The transcript has 24 exons. Lineage: Eukaryota; Metazoa; Chordata; Mammalia; Artiodactyla; Balaenopteridae.
GAGUCCUCUGACGGCCUCAGCCAGGGAAUUUCAAUUUGAAACCUACGGGAGGGAGGAGGCGGGUGCUGCGGCCGGCGGCUGACGCUGAAGCUGGACGGGGUUCCCGCGGCGAGCGAGCUCCUGAGUGCGGCGUCCGGGCGUCCUUGGAUCGUGCCAACGAGCAAGGUGGUAGCAGUGAUCACAGAGCUGGGCUGCACGUGUGAGUUCCGAGGAGCUCGAGUGAUUACCCAGUGAAUCCAUCCCUGGUAAAUUUCUCAGAGCUUUGAAGAGAGGCAUGAUGUGGUAUACCUAGCCAUUAACAUUAUGUGCCAGAAUAAGCUGUGACCAUGACUACUGAAGUGGGCUCCGCAUCUGAAGUGAAGAAAGAAUCUGACCAGUUAGGCGCAGAUGCAACCAAGGAGAAACCGAAAGAAGUAGCAGAAAAUCAGCAGAAUCAGUCAUCUGAUCCAGAGGAGGAAAAAGGUUCCCAGUCACCUCCUCCAGCUGAAAGCCAAAGUAGUCCACGCCGCCAGAAGAAAGAGAAAGAUCCAUCUGAGAGCAGGGGGAUUUCUCGAUUCAUACCCCCGUGGCUUAAGAAACAAAAGUCCUAUAACUUAGUAGUGGCCAAAGACAGAGGAGAUAAAAAAGAGCCUACCCAAGCUGUUGGGGAAGAGCAGAUUUUAGAUAAGGAGGAACCUCUUCCUGAAGAAGAAAGGCAGGCCAAGGGUGAUGCUGAAGAAACAGCCCAGAGAAAACAACAGGAGAUUAAGGUUGACGUCAAGGAAGAGAAACCUCUGCCUGUUGAGGAAGUAAGUAAGGAGAGAGAAGAGGAGAAGGUAAAGGAAAUACAGGAGGACAAAUCGGAUGAAGCAGCAAACAGGGAGACGAAGGAAGUUCAGACCAAUGAGCUAAAAGCAGAGAAGGCCUCUCAGAAAGCCACCAAGAAGACCAAAACUGUUCAGUGCAAAGUGACCCUCCUGGAUGGCACCGAGUACAGCUGUGACCUGGAGAAACGUGCUAAGGGACAAGUGUUAUUUGACAGAGUGUGUGAGCAUCUCAAUCUCUUGGAGAAGGACUACUUCGGACUUGUGUUUCAGGAGAACCCUGAGCAGAAAAACUGGCUAGAUCCCGCAAAAGAAAUAAAGAGACAGCUGCGAAAUCUUCCUUGGCUGUUCAGCUUUAAUGUGAAGUUUUAUCCUCCUGAUCCUUCUCAGUUGACUGAAGAUAUCACCAGAUACUUCUUGUGCCUUCAGCUGCGGGAAGACGUUGCCUCAGGCCGCCUGCCCUGCUCUUUUGUGACGCACGCCCUCCUGGGGUCGUACACUCUGCAGGCUGAACUUGGGGACUGUGACCCAGAAGAGCAUGGCAGUCAUGACCUCAGCGACUUCCAGUUUGCCCCUACACAGACAAAGGAACUGGAAGAGAAAGUGGCAGAGCUGCAUAAGACCCACAGGGGAUUAUCUCCAGCACAAGCUGAUUCUCAGUUCUUAGAAAAUGCCAAGAGGCUUUCCAUGUAUGGAGUCGACCUGCAUCAUGCCAAGGACUCAGAAGGCGUGGACAUCAAGCUGGGUGUGUGUGCUAAUGGGCUUCUCAUCUACAAAGACAGACUGAGAAUCAAUCGUUUUGCUUGGCCGAAAAUCCUGAAAAUCUCCUAUAAGCGCAGUAACUUCUACAUUAAAGUUAGGCCAGCAGAGCUGGAACAGUUUGAGAGCACCAUUGGCUUUAAACUGCCAAACCAUCGGGCAGCGAAAAGGUUAUGGAAAGUGUGCGUGGAACAUCAUACUUUCUACAGGCUUGUGUCUCCAGAGCAGCCACCAAAGGCCAAAUUCCUGACCUUGGGGUCCAAAUUCCGCUAUAGCGGCCGUACCCAAGCGCAGACCCGCCAGGCCAGCACCCUCAUUGACAGGCCGGCACCGCACUUUGAACGCACUUCUAGUAAGCGGGUCUCCAGGAGUCUAGAUGGAGCUCUGAUUGGUAUUGUGGACCGAAGUCUUACGAAGGAUUUUCCUGGCCCUGCUGGGGAGGUUUCAGCACGUGGCCCUGGAGCUGUGAGCCCUGCUGUGGUACAAGAUGGUGAUGGCAGCAGGGACAUUAGAAGCCCAGCUAAAACCCCACAUGUGCAACUCACUGAAGGAAAGGCGAAGACGGAAGAGGAGGAAACGCAGCUGGAGGAGAAAAAUUCCUUGAGAGUAGAAGGGGAUAAUAUUUAUGUCAGACAUAGCAAUUUAAUGUUGGAGGACCUGGAUAAGGCCCAGGAGGAAAUACUGAAACACCAGGCUAGCAUUAGUGAACUCAAGCGCAAUUUUAUGGAAUCCACACCCGAACCACGCCCUAAUGAAUGGGAAAAACGACGUAUCACACCUCUGUCCCUACAGACACAAGGGAGCAAAGGAGACCAUCUUUUCAAGGAUAUUUUAUCCAUGACGGAGAAGCAUCAGAUGGCGGCCGCAUGGACAGUUGAAGAGAAAGCCCAGGAGGCAGACAAGAGUUCACUUGAGACUCUGAAUAUAGUGGAGGAGAAGAAGCAGGCAGAGGUUGGGAAAGACGAAAGAGUAACCCCGGCAGAGAUGAACGGUAAAGAGCCGUCCCCUGGGCAUGGUCCUGGGGAGAUGCGGAAGGUGGAGCCGGGGACGCAGAAAGACUCCACCUCCCUGUCUUCUGAGAGCAGCAGCGAGAGCGAGGAGGAGGAGGACGUGGGGGAGUACCGGCCCCACCACCGAGUGCCGGAGGGCACCAUCAGGGAGGAACAGGAGGAGUGUGAAGAAGAGGUGGACCAGGCGCCCGGCCAAGCAGCCGAGGUAGUAGAGAGGCAGGACCCAGUGCCGGCAGCCAGCGUGCUCACCCGAGCAGGUGCCAGCGUCGGCACGGUAGAAACAGUGACCCAGGAAAAGGUAGCGGGCCCCCAGAUCCCUGCCCCGAAGAGUGUAAACGAAGGCGCCGUUAAGCAAGACGUGGGCGAAGACACGGAGGACGACGAGCAACAGAAAGUUAACGGAGAGGUGGCUCCCGUUGACAUUGAUGUUUUGCCGCAGAUUAUCUGUUGUUCAGAGCCACCAGUGGUAAAAACAGAGAUGGUAACAAUUUCUGAUGCCUCACAAAGGACAGAAAUCUCCACCAAGGAAGUCCCUAUUGUCCAAACUGAGACCAAAACCAUCACAUAUGAGUCUCCGCAGAUUGAUGGCGGGGCUGGUGGUGACUCGGGCACGUUACUGACUGCGCAGACCGUCACCUCCGAGUCCGUGUCGACAACGACAACCACACACAUCACCAAGACUGUGAAAGGUGGAAUAUCUGAAACAAGAAUUGAAAAGCGCAUCGUGAUCACAGGAGAUGCAGAUAUUGAUCACGACCAGGCGCUGGCCCAGGCCAUCAGGGAAGCCAGGGAGCAGCACCCCGACAUGUCGGUCACGAGGGUGGUGGUGCACAAAGAAACCGAGCUGGACGAGGGGGAAGAGUAAGAAAUUCAUUUUGUAGACAACAUUCAACUUUGUGAACCUGAAAAAUUUUGACCAUUCCAAGUCUUAAUGCCACACCACUGCUCCAGAGAAUUUAUACUACGACUGGUAACAAUGGCCAGAAGCCUGAAGAAUUAAAAUGCCAACACCAAACCUUACCUUAACAGCUCUGGUCUAUACCGUUCCCCCGCAUUUUAAUAUAUUAUUUUGUUUUAUAACCACUUCUAAAUAUUCUUGGUUAUUUCUUUUCUUUGUUGUUGUUGUUUUUUUUUUUUUUUUUAGUUAGAGAGUUUCGUGUUUUGUUUCCUGUUUACUUUGUGUACAACUACCUGCUUUCUGUGACUCAUUUUGAGCAAAUGAUAGUGAACAAAGCCAGCCCCAGCUGGUAAGGUGCUGUUCACUGGAACAGGUGCUGUUGUGCGGAAAGGAGACUCUGUGACUAAUUCCGAUAGUGGCUUUCCUUCUUCCGGACGCUUCCCAUUGAGUUCUUACAAGUCAAUAUUUACAGAGUUCUCAGUUUGCAGUAAAUAUACUUGUAUGAGAAAAUAUUAAUGCAGAUUAAAGGCGUUUCUUACAUCGUGAAAAUUUUCUAAUGUUUGAGAAUUUCAUUGGGGCUAUUUUUUGAUAUUGAACCCUUUUGACUUUCCAGUACCGUGACUUUUUACUUUUAGCGGAAAGUCCGGGAAUCUCCAAACUGGAGAAUUAUGAUGAAGUUCACUGACCACGCACUGUGUUUAGAGGCCCUGUUGCACCACAGUGCCGGUGCUUCUCAGACACGGGCUCUUCGGCAGCAUUCCAGAAAUAGGAGGGGAGAGAAAGCGAUAUCUUCCCUCCUACUAAAAUAUUCAGGCAGCUUAAAAACCUUAGUGCUUUCUUUCUUAACAUGUCCAAAUUUCAGUACUUUCCAUUAUUUGAACACUCGUGUAGAACACUUUGCUUUGUAUUAAACCUCCUUGUCUCCACGUAAAACUGACCUUUUGUUAUCGAGCAGGUAUAUCUCUUUCAGAUAGCGUGGUGAUCCACACAGGUGUGAGGUUGCCAGGGCGAGGAGUUAGGGCCAUGGUGGUUUUUUGACAGUUGUAAGAAGGCUACACCAUUUAAAGCUGACACCAGAGACCUGAUAGGGACUUAUUAACUGUAUUGAACAGUCUUUCUUUUGCUUUGGCCCUAUGUAUAGUUAUGAUGCCAGAUUAGAUUCCUAGCAGCUUCAAGUUGUAUUAAAUGAUAUUUUGCUUUCUGUAAUACUGUUAUAAAAUAAAGUUUGUUUAUUCUCUAAA